ACCGCACCAAAUGUUAUUUAAAGAGCGCCCAUGAGGUCUAACCCUCUUUUCUACAGGGAGGAGUAACGAAUUAUUAAAAGUAAUCAAUAACUACCAGACUGAACAUAGUCAAUUUAUUUUAAGCAACUGCAGGGAAAUCAACAAAAGACCAUGGAAAAAGUUCGUUGCGAUAUGACAGCGUUUUGGAAGGAACACUCCAAAGACGCCACAGUGGAGGAGAUGAUGCUGGAUUCUCGUGCCAAGGAGCUGACUGAGCAGGAGCUGCCAGAGAUCCUCUCCAUGCUGCCGGCUCUGGCUGGGCACCGGGUGCUGGAACUGGGGGCAGGGAUCGGGCGCUACACUAGCCACCUGCUGACCAAAGCCGCCCACGUGACGGCUGUGGACUUCAUGGAAAGCUUCGUGGAGAAAAACAGGCAGCAAAAUGGUCACCAUAGCAACGUUACCUUUCUCCAAGCUGAUGUCACUAAGAUGGAUAUCCCCCAACACAGUGUCGACUUCAUCUUCUCUAAUUGGUUGCUGAUGUACCUGAGUGACGGCGAGCUGAAAUCCUGUAUGGAGAAAAUGCUUCACUGGCUCAAGCCUGGUGGCUUUCUUUUUUUCAGGGAGUCCUGCAACCACCGUUCAGGUGACAGCAAAAGGGACUUCAACCCCACUUUGUACCGCAGCGAGGCCCAGUACAGUCAUCUGGCAUCGUCAGUGCAGGUGGACGCCCCAGAUGCAGGCCAAACGUUUGGUUUUGAAAUUGUGUUGAAAAAGAAGGUUCAGACUUAUGUUGAGAUGAAAAAUAAUCCAAAUCAAAUCUGCUGGCUGCUGCAGAAGACUGUCCGUUCCUCGGGCAGCCAGACUGGAUUCAGCACCUUCCAGCAGUUUUUAGACAACCAGCAGUACACGCGGCGAGGCAUCCUACGCUACGAGAAGAUGUUUGGGCCAGGUUACGUCAGCACAGGGGGACCCACAACCACCAAGGAGUUUGUUGACCUACUGAACCUAAAGCCUGGACAGAAGGUUCUGGAUGUUGGAUGUGGCAUUGGUGGAGGAGACUUCUACAUGGCAAAGACAUUUGGAGUGGAGGUGCUUGGCCUGGAUCUGUCAGACAACAUGGUGGGGAUUGCCAUCGAGAGAGCGACAACUGAGAAACUUCCAACAGUGCAGUUUGAAGUGGCUGAUGCCACCAAGAGGACGUUUCCUGAAGGUUCAUUUGAUGUGAUCUACAGCAGAGACACGAUCCUGCACAUCGAUGAUAAACUGUCCCUCUUCAAACGCUUCCAUUCAUGGUUAAAGCCUGGCGGUCAGCUGCUCAUCAGUGACUACUGCUGUGGGGAGAAGCCCUGGACGACAGUGUUUGAGGCCUAUGUCAAACAGCGGGGAUACGUUCUCUAUACACCAUCAGAGUAUGGAAAGUUCAUUCAGGAAGCUGGUUUCUGCAAUGUUCGUGCAGAAGAUCGGACAGCCCAGUUCAUCCAAGUGAUCAAAACAGAGCUACAGAGAGCAGAGGCCAUUAAAGAUACAUUCAUUGAGGAAUUUUCGGACAAGGACUAUUUUGCAAUAGUUAAUGGCUGGAAAGAAAAACAUGAACGUUCCAACAGUGGAGACCAGCGAUGGGGACUCUUUCAUGCAACAAAGAAAUGAGGAAUUUCACAAAGAGUGGAGGAGAUAAUAAAAGGAGAAAUAUAUUGUUUGGCAUUUAUUUAUGUAUUCUUAUCUUUGAUGAAAGUCAAACAGUUUUGUGAGUUUAUAAAAACAAUGAAAAACAGUGGAUUUAAACUCACAAAAUGCAUAAAUGCAUCACUUCUUUUGUUUAAUUUAAUUAUCAAUGUUUGUCAAAAAAAUGUUUUUUGUACAGAACAUUUAGUUUUUAAAGAUGUGUUUGAAAUUGUCGUCAGUCAAAUUUUUCUGAAAUACCACAUUGUAUGUCCCAGAAACUUUAAAUUGGGUUCAGGUGCUCCAGGGACUCUUUUAGCCUAAAUCCCAGGAAGAUAUACAACACAAAGGUAAGACAUUGCAAGGCCUGACACAAUCAAUGACACAAAUGAGCAACUGUAGCUUCACCUCCUCAGUCAUUUACCAGGUAUGCUUCACUUAUGUGCCCUCAGUACCAGCUGAUAGGCAAACACUGCAAUACAUGUCGAUAAUAAAAUUUACAACUUCC
This is a messenger RNA of Cololabis saira (Pacific saury), 2149 nucleotides long. It is a transcript of the gene pmt, whose product is annotated as phosphoethanolamine methyltransferase. Lineage: Eukaryota; Metazoa; Chordata; Actinopteri; Beloniformes; Belonidae. The transcript is spliced from 12 exons. The record is from RefSeq and is a predicted model, not a curated record. The coding region runs from base 151 to 1629 and encodes 492 amino acids.